UUCAAAACAAAGCUCUUGUUGACACUAAAUAUAGAAAUGGGGUAAUACCCUCGAUUUCUUAGAAUUCUUGUUUUCCGUGGAGCAACUUGAUUGGCUAGAAGUUUCACACAAUAAUGAGCACAGCUAAUGAAAGAACUCGAUGUUCGUCGAUACAGCAAGCAUCACAGUUGUAUUUGCUUUCAAAACAGUCUUCGCGAGAAAGUAGAAAGGAAAACGAUUUCCAACCGUACUAGCACAUAACAGUUUACAGCCGCAUUGUUUAUAGGUAUAACAAGAAACUACAAGAUGAAGUUACAGCCGAUGGAGAUUAAAGACAUGAAAAAACUGUGCUUUGCAGUGAUCGGCGUUAUCGUGAUCAUCGUGGUUAUUAUAGCAGCGAUUCUAUCAGCCCAUGGCUCACAUCCUAACUCUGCAAAAUGUAAAGGCUAUAGAUACUUCAGCAUGCCGACUGACCACAAGGGGUCAUUUAAAGGCGAUGGUCAAAUGUGCAGCGAAACUGAUGAAUGUUCUGCAGGAAACCACACAUGUGACAAAAAUGCCAAAUGCAACAACACCAUCGGCUCGUACCAUUGCACAUGCAAUCCAGGGUUCAGCGGAGAUGGAAGAAAUUGUACCGACAUUGAUGAAUGUGUAACAGGGAACCACACAUGUGACAAGAACGCCAAAUGCAACAACAUCAUUGGCUCGUACCAUUGCAUGUGCAAUCCAGGGUUCAGCAAAGAUGGGAGAGAAUGUACCGACAUUGAUGAAUGUGUAACAGGGGACCACACAUGUGACAAGAACGCCAGAUGCAACAACAUCAUUGGAUCGUACCAUUGCAUGUGCAAUCCAGGGUUUAGUGGAGAUGGAAGAAAUUGUACCGACAUUGAUGAAUGUGUAACUGGGGACCACACAUGUGACAAGAACGCCAGAUGCGGCAACAUCAUUGGCUCACACCAUUGCAUAUGCAAUCCAGGGUUUAGCGGAGAUGGAAAAAAUUGUACCGACAUUGAUGAAUGUGUAACUGGGGACCACACAUGUGACAAGAACGCCAAAUGCAACAACACCAUUGGCUCACACCAUUGUAUGUGCAAUCCAGGGUUCAGCGGAGAUGGAAGAGAAUGUACCGACAUUGAUGAAUGUGUAACUGGGGACCACACAUGUGACAAGAAUGCCAAAUGCAACAACAUCAUUGGCUCGUACCAUUGCACAUGCAAUCCAGGGUUCAGCGGAGAUGGGAGAGAAUGUACCGACAUUGAUGAAUGUGUAACUGGGGACCACACAUGUGACAAGAACGCCAGAUGUAACAACACCAUUGGCUCGUACCAUUGCACAUGCAAUCCAGGGUUCAGUGGAGAUGGGAGAGAAUGUACCGACAUUGAUGAAUGUGUAACAGGGGACCACACAUGUGACAAGAACGCCAGAUGCAACAACACCAUUGGAUCGUACCAUUGCAGAUGCAAUCCAGGGUUCAGCGGAGAUGGAAGAGAAUGUACCGACAUUGAUGAAUGUGUAACUGGGGACCACACAUGUGACAAGAACGCCAGAUGUAACAACACCAUUGGCUCGUACCAUUGCACAUGCAAUCCAGGGUUCAGCGGAGAUGGGAGAGAAUGUACCGACAUGGAUGAAUGUGUAACUGGGGACCACACAUGUGACAAGAACGCCAAAUGCAACAACAUCAUUGGCUCACACCAUUGCACAUGCAAUCCAGGGUUCAGCGGAGAUGGGAGAGAAUGUAUAGACAUUGAUGAAUGUGUAACAGGGGACCACACAUGUGACAAGAACGCCAAAUGCAACAACAUCGUUGGCUCACACCAUUGCACAUGCAAUCCUGGGUUUAGCGGAAAUGGGAGAGAAUGUACCGACAUUGAUGAAUGUGGAACUGGGGACCACACAUGUGACAAAAACGCCAGAUGCAACAACACCAUUGGCUCAUAUGAUUGCAUGUGCAUGUCUGGUUUCUAUGGUAACAGCACUCGUUGUCGUGAUAUUGAUGAGUGUAAAAAAGAGAAACAUCACUGCAGUCCUCAUGCGAUAUGUUAUAACACACUUGGGUCGUUUAAAUGUUCUUGCAAAGAUGGAUUUCGUGGUAACGGCGUAACUUGCAAUGGAGGAAGAACUCUUUCUGCUCCUCAUCUCAUGACGUUUGUGCUUGGGGCCAUAGUGACAUUGAGGGCUUGGUCAAUCUAGCGUAGUCCAGCACAGCGAAUAGGGAGUGACAAUCAUCGAUAUCAGAAAGGGGGAGGGAAUCAACGUUUUGUUGGAGAACCCCCCUCCUCCGACCAUUUAAUCUAAUAAAAAAUGGUUCUGAAUAAAAAUUAUGUAAAAAGUA
Nematostella vectensis (starlet sea anemone) is the source of this 2314-nucleotide messenger RNA. RefSeq names its product fibrillin-1. The record is from RefSeq and is a predicted model, not a curated record. Bases 286 to 2172 code for a protein of 628 amino acids. Lineage: Eukaryota; Metazoa; Cnidaria; Anthozoa; Actiniaria; Edwardsiidae. The transcript is spliced from 4 exons. Gene Ontology annotation, molecular function: calcium ion binding; protein binding.